Molecule: messenger RNA, 2945 nt
Organism: Syngnathoides biaculeatus (alligator pipefish)
Lineage: Eukaryota; Metazoa; Chordata; Actinopteri; Syngnathiformes; Syngnathidae
Gene: hlfa
Product: HLF transcription factor, PAR bZIP family member a
Exons: 4
Coding region: 262-1173 (303 amino acids)
Biological process (GO): regulation of transcription by RNA polymerase II
Cellular component (GO): nucleus
Molecular function (GO): RNA polymerase II cis-regulatory region sequence-specific DNA binding; DNA-binding transcription factor activity, RNA polymerase II-specific
Source: RefSeq, a predicted model, not a curated record
UCCGCACAUGGACGUCGUGUGAAGGUCUGAACGGAGCUGGGAGGGAGGGAGGAGUGGUGCGCUGUCUACCUCCGUCAAAUCCGAGCUGCCUCCGCCCUCCGCCUCCAGUCCGCCGCCUGCCUGCCAACCUCUACGACAGCCAGCUAGCUCGCCUCCCCCCCACCCCCUUCCAGCGCCUGCGAGUCCCCCCCCCGGGCCGCACCACCGGGAUUUCUUGGACGUUUCUGCGAACUUUGUUUCGGUCGACGACAUUUGGAGAAAAUGGCCAGACCUCUUCCCGUCAACACAACUUUCCUGCAGCCGACUCACGGCGUGCUAAAGUCACUGCUGGAGAACCCGCUCAAGUUGCCUUUCCACCACGACGACGACUUUGGCAAAGAGAAGGACAAGGAGAAGAAACUUGAGGAUGAGAGCGGCGCAGCCAACCCUCCGCAGUCGGCCUUCCUGGGGCCGACUCUGUGGGACAAGACCCUGCCGUACGACGGCGACAACUUCCAGCUGGAGUACAUGGACCUGGAGGAGUUCCUGUCCGAGAACGGCAUUCCUGCCAACACGGCGCAAAGCGACCAGCAGCAGCAGCAGGUGGCGCCGCCUCCCUCCCAGGCCCCCCAGGCCCCCCAGCCCCCGGCUGCCCCCUCAGUGGUGGACCUGAGCAGCCGCGCCACCACCUCGGUGCACCCCGUCAUGCCGCUGCAGCAACAGCAGCAGACGUGUUUGCGCAGCCCCAACUCCACAGCUGCGGCAUCGUCAUCUUCGCGCGACACGCCCAGCCCCAUCGACCCGGAGUCCAUCCAGGUGGCGCUGAGCUACGAGCCCGACCCAGCUGACCUGGCGCUGUCGAGCGUGCCGGGACAGGCCGUGUUCGACCCGCGCAAACACAAGUUCUCGCCUGAGGAGCUCAAGCCGCAGCCCAUGAUCAAGAAGGCCCGAAAGGUCUUCAUACCUGAAGACCUCAAGGAUGACAAGUACUGGGCACGGCGCAGAAAGAACAACGUGGCGGCCAAGCGGUCGCGGGACGCGCGGCGGCUCAAAGAGAACCAGAUCGCCAUCCGCGCCGGAUUCCUGGAGAAGGAGAACGCCGCGCUGCGCCUGGAGGUGGCCGACCUGCGCAAAGAGCUCGGACGCUGCAAGAACGUCGUGGCCAAAUACCAGGCCAGGCACGGGCCCCUGUAAUCAGACACCCUCUCCCCUCGGCCCCCAACCCCAGCCAGACCUCCCUUUAAGGACUAUGUCGUCAUCACCCUCCUGCCCCCCCCAACAGACACACACGUACACACAUGAAAGCCCCUUUCACACUGCCUAUGGAGUGUACGAUUCUGAACUUUCACAGAAAACACGACAAAGCACGACAUUAUGUCUUUGCAAAGCUGCCCCGAAAUUGCAAUCAGGCUUGCAAAAAGACAGACAUUUUUGGUAGCUUUCAGGGAAUUUGGGGCUCAUUUUCAGUGCAUUUGGAGAAACUGUUCUGUAAGUUCCUGGGAAAAUGUCAGCUACAUGUCUGGAACUAUUCCUUUAAAAUUCUGGAAAAUGUCUGGCAAAUUUCAGGAUAACGUUUGAGAGGAGUGAAGCUUGGAGAUUUUGGAAAUAUUGCAAAUUUGUCAAUUAAAAUAAGAGAGCUUUUAUUGCCCAAAUUUAGUUUCAGUUCACUCCAAUGGGGUAUAGCUGAAACUGGCUCAAAAACUCAUUUUAUUUUGGCAACGCAAGGCAAAAAUACUGCCCCAACUGACGUCUCGUACCUCCAAAACAUCCAACUAACUAAUAAAUGUUUAUCCUGUUUGCAAUCUGGAUUAUGCAAAAACUUUUUACAAGAGGCAACCUUCAAUUUAGUCAAUUGUUGGAUCGUUGCGCUUUCUUUAUGGAUAUGACGUUCCCGUGCAAAGUUUCCACCUGUGAAAAUCCUGGAAAUUUGCAACUCUCACUACAUUUAAUUCAUGACAGCAAAAAAAAAAAAAAAGCAAAAGUGACUUUGCAGAGGAGCACAUUGCUUUGGGGUUAGCAUCAUGUUGGCGUUAGCGGUCCGUAUUGAGCAGAAACGUCAUUUUUUUGAUUUACCACAGUUUGAAAGUGUGCUAGUGACAACUACUGGACUUAAAGAAACGCACGCAAAAAGUUUGCGUAUUUCACACAAUAUUGUGAACUAUUAGUAUUUAUUUUUAUCUUUCACGCACAAAGUCAGGCAGCCAUCUUUGCUGUUCAGUGUGAAAGGAGCUUCAUUUUUUUCCCACCCUCCCAUUUUGACUCCAAAACCCAACCCCAGCGUUAAAGCCAUCACGAUGAGGACGUACCCCCUGACGACACUGUUUUGUUUUGUUUUUUAACCUUCUCUGGAUGUUUUGUCACAAUGAUCUCAGUUUAGAUUGUCCGACAACACACAUCCUCCUCUUCCUCAUCAAUUUGUGCACUAAAGCGUAGUUCAUAAUCGUCUUUCUACAUUGUUCUGCCCUCAUUUCAAUUGCCGUUUUUCCAGCAUGAUUUCAUCCUUUACCCCUUUCUUUGAUUUUUUUUAUUUUUUUGCAGUUGAUUUUUUUCUGCUUGUAUUAAACAUAGCAUGGACCCCUCUGACCCCUGACCUUUCACCCCAUCCCAUGUGGUAGAGCCCCUCCCUCGACCCGUUAGUGUCUGCAUAAUUGCCGCCGCCACCGCCCGUCAGGCCAACAAGAUGGUGGCAUGAAUGUAAAAGAAGGAAAGUUUUUUUUUUUUUUUUUUUUUUUUUGUUUUCUGUAGGGGUGGCCGACCGCGUCCAGUUUGUCGCAGACCAAACCAAUCGCUUACAGAGAUGAUAUAUUGGUUACAAGAGAUGCUUAUAUAUAAAACCUAUAAAUCUAUAUGUUGUUGUUUUGUACAGUAUUUUUCCUAUACAUUUACUUAAUAUGUAUUUUAAAGGCACAAGAGAUCCAGAAUAUUAUUAAAGAUUACAACAAUACAAGGGUCUUUUUUUUUUUUUU